CAAGUGAUUCAUUUGGCUUCCCGUACCUGUGCGGCCACACCCAGCGCCGCCACGCCCAGGCUGAGGCUGAGGCGCAGGUCAUGCAUGACGUCUGUGUUCGGAAGGACCACCUGCAGCAAAAAUCAAGGUGUUGGCGCACCACUAGCUAUUUACUUCAUCUUCCGCGUCAACCUCACGGCACACCCCUCCUCUCAAACACCACAACAGCGUGCAACACUGGACUACUUGCCCAAGAACUAUUCAUUACAUAUUCAACGAACCCGCUAAUAUGUCGAAAAGAACAAGCAGUAGCGUCUCGAAUGGCGUCGUGAAGGAUUCAACUGCUGGUGAGCCCAAUCCUCAAUCCGUGCCUUGAAACUCCCUAACUAAUCAUUCCUAUAGCUGUUGACAAGCAGAAGAAACUCUUGUCAGAAGAGACGGGUCAUUUUUCCUUGAUCAGAGCAAUGCAUCUGGCUGAUUUGAUUACGGAGCUGAAUGGCUUCUGUGGAGUCAUGUCCAUCUUUUCUUCUUUGCGAUAUUGCCUCGGUUCUCCUGCUUCACAUGGCAACCUUUGGCUAGCAAUGUUCCUCAUGCCGCUCGGUUUGUUCUUCGACUUCAUGGACGGCAAGGUUGCGAGGUGGAGAAAGAAGAGCAGUCUGAUGGGGCAAGAGCUUGAUUCUCUGGCAGAUCUGAUCUCCUUCGGUGUUGCCCCCGCCGUCUCAGCAUUUGCCGUUGGACUUCGAACCCCCGCCGACCACUUCCUCCUCACCUUCUUCGUCCUCUGUGGCUUAACCAGACUUGCCCGCUUCAACAUCACAGUUGGAAACGUUCCCAAGGAUGCCACAGGAAAGAGCCAAUAUUUCGAAGGAACACCCAUUCCCACAUCACUCUCCAUAACCUUUUUAAUGUCUUAUUGGAUCAGUAAGGGUUGGAUCCUGGAGAACUUGCCCCUUGGUACCUGGGCUACUGGUACCAUAUUUGAAUUUCACCCGGUCGUUGGUUUGUUCUUGUUGAGUGGUAUCUGUAUGACUAGCAAGACUAUUCACAUCCCUAAGCCAUAG
Cadophora gregata is the source of this 1040-nucleotide messenger RNA. Its product is annotated as tyrosine/serine/threonine protein phosphatase pps1. The record is from RefSeq and is a predicted model, not a curated record. Gene Ontology annotation, biological process: phospholipid biosynthetic process. Gene Ontology annotation, molecular function: phosphotransferase activity, for other substituted phosphate groups. Gene Ontology annotation, cellular component: membrane. Bases 444 to 1040 code for a protein of 198 amino acids. The transcript is spliced from 3 exons. Lineage: Eukaryota; Fungi; Ascomycota; Leotiomycetes; Helotiales; Ploettnerulaceae.